This is a messenger RNA of Rhodofomes roseus, 1931 nucleotides long. RefSeq lists its product as uncharacterized. The record is from RefSeq and is a predicted model, not a curated record. The coding region runs from base 497 to 1825 and encodes 442 amino acids. The transcript has a single exon. Lineage: Eukaryota; Fungi; Basidiomycota; Agaricomycetes; Polyporales; Fomitopsidaceae.
GACAUUCCAGAUCGCCGGCUCAGUGAUAGGUGGGCAUAUUGCUUGUGGCGAGAAGGUAGAACUUCGAAUGUUCGAGCCGAAGCGGCUCUUUCGUCAGCUUCAUCGUCGUCCCACUUUCAGAUGCAUGUCAUCAAAGCCUGCCACUGCCCACCUCGCCAUGUGGCGUUGAAGAUCAUGCACUAUUCCAUUCGUGGGAGGCGUUUUAUGGUCGCCUGCGUGGCCCCCUACGACGGUGAGUAUAUAUUGCUGCCAAAGGAGGUCAGACCCGCCUUUUCGUCCGUCCGCCCAUCAAGACAGUCCAGAGUACGUCCGAAGUCGUCAAGAUCAAGCCGCCACCCACCCGUCUACGUCAAGGUUCGUGUCCAGUGGCAGCCUUCCCAUUUCCGCCUAUGCUAACUACAGGUCACUCUCGCAGAGUAGUGCUUGCAUCGCUGGGCUGUGAGCGUGAUCGGAAGCCAUUCCACCCAGCGAAACCGCCAACGAGACAAAUACAGUGAUGGUCGGCCUCUUCCGACGACUGCUAGGUCACGCAUGCGCGGGCGCAUGCACGAAGCCUAUUCCGCCCGAUUACCAUGGCCGUGGCCGUAAGACUACCAGCUCGCUUCGUCGUCGCGCCCAUCCUUACGCCUCCCAGCUUCCUCUCGACAUCAAAGGACUCCCCAAGCGACCUGGUGCUCGAGUACGGCCACCGGUACAUGCCAACGCGUCCCCGCCGUUGAUCACCAAUCCACAGCCUGGCGGCGAAGGAGCUCCUGCAGCACCACCCGUCGAGACGCCCCUCGCCCCUCCCAAGAAAAAAGCGAAUCGUGCGUCUAACGCUCGAAACGCCUUGGCUAAGGACAGAAAGGCGCAAGACAAGCUCAUUUCAGCUGCGAGCGCCAUCGAGAUCCUCGAAGCGUACACCAACCCCGAACACGUCGACAAUGCAUUCGCCGAACCGCUGGAUAAGUACGACAUCCAUAUGGCCAACGAGCUGGCGAAGAUGGCCGAUCUGGCGCCGUGGUACGAGACGUUGCACCAGGAGGACCUGAAGGUGCAGCGUGCCAAGUACUCUUCGCGGACGCGGGCCCUGAACCAGUACGCCGCGGAAUACCUCGAACAGAUGAAGCGGGAGAUCGGACCCGAAACGGAGGCAGGCCAGGCCAUGGCGAUGGAAGCCGCACCGCCUGAGGAGAGGCGCCGCCUCAAACGGGAACGCAGGGAGUUGACGAGGCUGCGGAAGCAGGAGGAACGCCGCCAGGAAGCAGAACGCCUCGCCAAGCUCGCAAGGCUGAAUGCCAUUCAUAAGCAACACAUCGAAGAGGCACGACGCAAGCAAGAGGAAGAAAGACGCAGACGUGAGGAGAAAGAGAGACGUGCUGAGGCGGCACGAAAGGCGAGAGAGGAGAGGCUAGAGGAGCAAGCGCGUCGCAAAGCAGAAUCCCUCCGCAGAGCAGAGGAGCGACGCGCAAACGAGGAGCGGGCGCGUCAGGUUGUGGAGGCCUUCGAGCUCUACGAUGCGAAAUGGGAGGCGUUGAAGUGUGCAGAGGCGCUAACGGGUAUCCCGGGAGAUCUAAUGCCUUGGCCGGUCUUCCAUGCGGUCUACUCGCCGGAGCACAUUACCUACGAGGCGGUGAAGGAGUUCAUCCUCCACCCGUUGCGCGCGAGCGCACGGGGGAUGUCGUCUAGGAAGAAGGUCAUCACCGAACUCUUGCGAUGGCACUCCGACAAGUUCGGGAAGGUCGCUCUGCUCAAGGUGCGGUCGGACCACCAGGAGGCUGCUAAGGAAUGUGCCGGCGUGGUUGAGCGUUGGCUGACGACUCUUCUGACGGAAGUGCAGGCGUAAUGGUAUCGAGCCCAUGCACGUCACCCGGAACGACUCUGAUAAGUAGAUUGUGCGAACAAUAUGCCCCUAUGCCUGUAUGUACAAUGUAUAACCAUGUAUGCCCGUC